Messenger RNA from Plectropomus leopardus (leopard coralgrouper), 1008 nucleotides. NCBI's taxonomy places the organism in Eukaryota, Metazoa, Chordata, Actinopteri, Perciformes, Serranidae. The record is from RefSeq and is a predicted model, not a curated record.
UUGCACGGGUGUGUGAAGCGUUCAGCUGGCAGGUUUGUGAAGGUCAGCGGUGUGUGUGGAGGAGGACUGCAGGUCAGCGGACGUGUUAUCAGCUGCAGGGAGGCUUUUAUCUGCUUACAGUUUGCUUCAGUUAGCAGAGAGACCGAAACAGACUCUUAUUCUACUGACUGACUGAGACGGCGGAGGAAUCAGGACCAGGACGCCGCCGCAGUCUGAUGAUUUCGUCUGAGGCUUUAGUCCUGAAGGUUUUCUUGACAUCUGAACUGUGUGUGUUUGUGUUGCUUCGAUGCUGCGGCUGAAAUAUUCUGAUCUCUCCUCAGACCCCAGUGUGUACGAUGAGAUCAUGCAGCCCGUCCUGCACUCUGGGUACCUCUACAAGUCCGGCUCCGUCCACAGAGGGACGCUGUCCAGGAAAACCCGAGACGACUUCCAGAAGUUCUGGUGUUCGGUGGAUCAGUCUCUGGUCUUCUACGAGUCGGACCGAUCAGCUGAUCCCUGCAUGCAGAUCAGCGUCAAAGACAUCGUGUGUUUGGGCGUCACUCGACCCGACACCUCCAACAACAACAACAACGGCUUCAUCGACAGGUUUCGUUACACCUUCGAGUUGUAUCUGACUUCAGAGAAACUUUAUCAGUUUGGUUUGGAGACGGCCGACGCUCUGCACAGCUGGACCAAAUCCAUCGGGAAGGCGACGACCCCCCUCAGCUGUCACUGCCUGCUGACCCGGGAGUUUGAGCGUGUGGGCCUGCUGCGGUACAGAGCCAUGCUGGACCCGCAGCAGUGGAAGGAGGCCUACUUCGUCCUGCAGAAGUCCAACCUCUUCAUCUGUCCCCGAAACGACGGAGCAGCGGAGGACAUCAUCAACCUGAACCGCCUGCAGGAGCUCAGUCAGUCCUCGUCUACAAACACACUUUUCUGACUGAUCCUUUCCGUCUGAUUUAGAGCAAAAAAUGGUUUAAUGAGAAAUGGACCAAAAAAUGAGCAAGAAAUUAGUAAAAAGUUACAAGA